This is a messenger RNA of Pogona vitticeps (central bearded dragon), 4576 nucleotides long. RefSeq names its product leucine rich pentatricopeptide repeat containing (gene LRPPRC). Gene Ontology annotation, biological process: regulation of mitochondrial translation. Gene Ontology annotation, molecular function: protein binding; mRNA 3'-UTR binding. Lineage: Eukaryota; Metazoa; Chordata; Lepidosauria; Squamata; Agamidae. The record is from RefSeq and is a predicted model, not a curated record. Gene Ontology annotation, cellular component: nucleus; mitochondrion.
GCCCGGUCACGUGCUCCCCCUUGACCGGCGUGCGCGGCGGUGGCGCGUGCAGGAGGAAGAAAUCAUGGCUGGGCUUUUGAGGUCGGCUUUCCGGCUCCGCUCGUGUCUUCUCCACGUGAGAGCGGGGCGCUGCCUCAGGACCACUGCCUGGUCGCCGGCGCCGCUUUCCUCGUCACAGGCCGCGGCCUCCCGCGGCGGCAACACCAGGCAUUUACUCUACCAAACAAGACUUUUUACAGUUGCAACCGAAAAGAAGGAAGUUACUCAAGAGCAACCAGUCCCAGCUAUUCAAGCAACCAGAGCACAGCCAUUUGAUUGGGCCUUGAAUAAACUGGAAAAUUCAAUCAGACGAACAGGGCGUAUUACAAAACAUAUUGUAUUAGGGAUAUUUCGUGAGGUGUGCAGUUCAGGUAAUCCAAGUGGAAACCAGGCGCUGCUGCUGUUGAGAACCUGUGGUUUGUUAUUGCCUGAGCAAACUCCAGCUGAAAGGACAGAACUUGCCCAUACCAUAUGGACCAAACUGAAAGAACUGGGUAUCACCUAUGAUAUAAGCCAUUAUAAUGCAUUGCUAAAGGUUUACCUUGAGAAUGAACAUGAAUUCUCUCCAACUGAAUUCUUAAAAAAAAUUGAGGAAGCUAAUAUUCAACCCAAUCGAGUCACGUAUCAGAGACUGAUUGCAGCCUGUUGCAAUAAGGGUGAUAUCGAUAGUGCCAGCAAUAUUCUUAGUUUCAUGAAAAUUAAAGACCUCCCAAUUACCGAGUCUGUAUUCAGUGCUCUUGUGACGGGCCAUUCGAGAGCUGGAGAUAUGCAAAAUGCAGAAAAUAUUAUUUCUGUUAUGAAAAGUACUGGAAUUGAACCUGGUCCAGAUACAUAUGUUGCCUUGUUGAAUGCCUAUGCCCGGAAAGGUGACAUAGAUAAAAUUGAAAAGACCUUGGAAACUCUUUCAAAGGAUGGCUGUUGCCUUACAGACAAAGACUUGAUGGAUAUCAUUUUUACUCUUGCUAAGGCGGGAUAUCCUCAAUAUGUAGAAAAUAUUCUGAAGAAUAUGAGAUGCGAUGAGCAUUUUAUUCCAGACUGUAUGAAUCUUAGUCUUCAUUUAAUUACGCACCAGUUGGAAGAUACAGCUGUUCAACUUCUGAAACCAUUUUUUCGGUUAUCAUUGGAUGCCCAGAAUGGAACUAACAUUGAGCAUGGUGGCUUCUUACUACAGCAUUGUAUAAAUUUGGAUAUGCCUAUAGCUAAGUUGAAAUAUAUUUGUGACAAAGUGAAAGAAAUCAACCUCCAUUCUGCACCUCUGCAGUCUUGUCUUCGGUGGGCACUUCAGACAAAUAAAACUGCUCAGGCCUUUUCCCUGUUGAAGACUAUGAAAGAAGAAGGUUUGCCCAUCAGACUCCAUUAUUUCUGGCCAUUGCUGGCUUGGCACCAGAAAGAAAAAAAUCUUCAAGGUGCAGUUGAGGUUCUCAAAGUAAUGCAUGAAAUGGAUGUAGUGGCUGAUGAGAACACAUAUAGCAACUAUGUUUUAUCACAUUUUGAUGAUGACGUCAGCUCUGCAGGCCGUCGGCUACAGGAAAUGGGCUGUCCUAUUGGCGUUAAGGAACUCUCUCUAGGCCAAAUCAUGUAUGAAGGUACUGAAGGACGUUUGGACAAAGUUUUAGCAAUAUUGUCUUCCCCAAAUAUGCCAGCUAUGGAUUGCACAGAAUUCAGAAGAUCUCUAAUCUUGGGAUUCAAGGCGUCCAAUGAUGUAGCUCUUUGGAGCAAGAUAACAGAACUGUUGUACAAAGAUGGACGUUAUUGCCAGACAUCUUCAGGACCAACUGAAAGUGUUGGCUAUUUCCUUUAUAACUUGAUUGACAACAUGAGUGACUCAGAGGUACAGGCCAAGGAGGAGCAGUUGAGACAAUACUUCCAUCAGCUGAAGGAGAUGGACAUUGAAAUAACUCCUAACAUCUUCAGAGGUAUUCAGAAACUUCUGAUCAGCUACGAUGUUCAUGCAUUAAUCAAGGAUGUAGCAGCAUUGACCCACAGAACAGACGAUUGGAAAGUAUAUAGAUUGAAAAAACUUGAAGAACUAAAAGCUCAGGACAAACCCAUUGAAGAAAACUUGAAAUUGUUCAUAAGGACUCUGUUUUCAGAAGAGGAUUUAGAAAAAGCUCUUGAAGUGAAAGCCAAAUUCAAAUCGGACCUAGAUGUUGGUAGCUAUUGCUCCUUAAUGCGUUUAUGCUGUCGACAUGAUAAGGCAGAGGAAGCAAUGAACCUGAAAGAAGAACUCUCCCAGAAAUACCCAUCUGCAGUUAUGACCUCACAGAGCUACUUAGCCUUGGUGAAAGUUUUGGCGAAAUGUGGCCGAGUGGAUGAUGCUAUUAACAUUUUAAAGGAGAUGAAAGAGAAGGAUGUCCGUAUGCAAGAUGAAACUGCCGUAUCCUUUUUCCACAUCCUUAAUGGUAUAGCCCUACAAGGAGAAGUUGAAAGUGUGACUCGACUACAUGAAACCAUUGUAUCCCUAGGUUUCUCGAAGCCUACUGCACAAUUGUGUGGUCCCCUUAUUACUGUUCACUUAAAAAAGGAUGACUUAUCAGCAGCCCUUGAAGCUGUGAUGGAUUGCUAUAAGAAUUAUGGCGUAUUCCCUAGAUUUCAUUUAGUCUUGUGCAAGUUAGUAGAGAAUGGACAUACGGAAUUGUUGCAGAAAGCUGUGGACUUCAUGAGCCAGGAGAGAGGUGAAAUGAUGAUGCUCUACGAACUCUUCUUUGCUUUCUUGAUCACUGGCAAAUACAAAGAAGCCAAGAAGAUCAUUGAGACACAGGGCCUCAGAGCUCAACCAUCCCGUUUGCAGUGGUUUGCAGAGAAGUGUAUUACAAAUAAUCUGGUUGACUGUCUGGAAAAUAUGGUACAACUGACUCAAAAUCUAUUUGACUGUGAUAGAGAUGAAAUGUAUUACUAUUUGUUGAGAUCAUGCCAAGAAAACAAUGACUGGCAAAAGGCUGAUGCUGUUUGGACUAAAAUGCAGGAUGAAAAUAUUAUUCCACGUGAACGAACACUGAGGCUAAUAGCAGAUAUUCUUAAAAGUAAUAACCAGGAAGUUCCAUUUGAUGUGCCUGAGACUUCUCUUGAUGAGCUUACCCAGAUGUCACCUUCAUCACUUACUGCAGCACCUGAUGACCUUUGUCCAGAACUAAUUAGGUUGAUCAGGAAUAAGAAAGAGAAAGAGGCAUUCAGUAUUUUACUAGACGCAGACAAGAAUAAUAUUGUGUUUCCUAGUCAUGUUUAUUCCGAUCUUACAAAAGGAUUGCUGGGAAAUGGUUAUCUUGAAAACGCAAUGGAAGUUCAAAAGAUCGCUGAGACCCACAUCAAGGGCUUCGUGCUGAACGAUGUUGCCAGCAGCCGCCUCAUCAUAGCACAAGUUAGGCGGGAUUAUUUGAAAGAUGCAAUGUUGACUUUCAAGAAGAUGGUUGAAAGUGGUGGGGUACCCACUUCAUUGUCGGUUACUCAACUUGUUCAAGCUUUGGCUGAGAAGGGGGAUCUGGAGAGCAUACGCACAGUUGAAAAGAUGAUUAAAAACUUGCAUAAAGCUAUAAAUCUGCCAUCUAUGCUUUUCGUCAGUAACACAGUGUUGGCUCACAUCAACAGUAAUAACGUUGAUGGUGCUGUAGAAUACCUUGAACAUCUGUUUACUUCUGGAGAGAUACAGGCAAAAAGUUCCAUUGCCUUUGUAUAUAGAAGACUAAUAGACAACAAAUCAGAAACAGCUUUGGAAAGAUUGAGUGCCAUGGCUGAACGAUUGGCCAAUCAGUUUGGAAUUUAUAGGCCUGCCACAGAUCUUUUUGUUGAGUAUAUAAAUGGAAGAAGAAUGGAAGAUGCCAGACAUCUUCUACAGAGAUGCAGUGCAAUAAGUGAACAAAAGAACAUUCUGAUUGGUUUCCUUCGUGAGGCAGCCAAAAAAGCAGGACAGGUUCAUAAAAUCAAGGCGUUAGUGGAUUGUGUUCCUGAUUUGGAUAAGAACAUUGUUUCCUUUUACCUCUUGAAAUCCUAUGCUAAAGAUAUGGAUGUGGCUUCAGCAAAAGCUUUAUAUGAGAAAAUGAAAGAGGAUAACUUCCAGCCUGAUGAGUUGUUCCUGAAACGUUACGCAGCUUUGCUACAGGAAGUGGGAGAGCCUGUUCCUUUCAAUAUACCCCCUGAGUCCUUCAAAUUCUAUGUAGAAAAGAUAAAGAAGGAACGCAAGGAAUACUCAUCAGAUGAAGAUUAACUUCUUAGAUACUUUACAUGCUGUUAAUGUUGUUGUAAUUGUGAACAGACUUUUGCAUAUUGUAUUAUUUGUGGAGAGAAGAAAAAUAAUAUUAAAAAUAGGACUUUUCAUUGUAAAAUAACUGACUUGUAUAAAAUUAUCUUUUGAAGCAGUUUGAAAAGGCUUAAUUACAAAUAAGGAUAUUUGCAAAUUGUCCACACACCCGUGUUGCUGUCCUCUGCAUCCGCAUUCCCACCCAUGAGUAGCUGCAGUUCUGUGCCAAUCAGGCAUUCUGUUCACAAAAGAAAAGUGAAUUAUGUGUUUUAAAAUUAGAAUAUCUUCAUUUAAAAAAUGGAA